Molecule: messenger RNA, 726 nt
Organism: Physella acuta
Lineage: Eukaryota; Metazoa; Mollusca; Gastropoda; Physidae
Product: large ribosomal subunit protein mL43-like
Biological process (GO): mitochondrial translation
Cellular component (GO): mitochondrial large ribosomal subunit
Molecular function (GO): structural constituent of ribosome
Source: RefSeq, a predicted model, not a curated record
CUUUGAAGUUAAAGAAAUAGAUUGUAGAUUACGAAGGACAUGAUAUGUUAUUGAAGUGAAAGUUGAAAAACAAACGAAAGGAAAUGUCAAACAGAGCUGUUCCAAAAGAUUUUGUGAAAAAUGUUAUGCAGAAUGGUGUUGGACGCUAUAUUUGUCAACUUCAGCGAAUAACCUUCAGAUUUUGCAAGUCACAUGGUGGAAGUAGGCAUAUGAGGGACUUUAUUGAGAAUCAUUUGCUGGAGUUCACACAGAACAAUCCCGGAGUUGUUGUUUAUUUACAACCAAGACGAAACAGAACACCAUCUAUUGUAGCUGAAUAUUUAAAUGGUGGCAAGCAGAUCCUGGGAAUGACAUCUAAAUUAACCCCUGAAAUUUGUAAGUGGACUGAACACCUGAGAACCAGGUCAGGUGUUCAGAUUGUUAGAAUUAUUAAAAAUAAUCACACUGACACUCCCAGCACACAAGGCAUAUGGCACCCAUUCAUGUUCAAGGAGACUGAAUGGGCAGUGACUAAGUUUCCCAGUGAGAAGUGGUCACCUGUUCUCAAGGUUGGAAAAACAGCUACAGAUUAUGUGCUGGAGGAGCAAUCAGGCCAAUCCCAAAAUGACAUCAAGUUUCGCUGCAUACAUGAAGAUAACAAAUAAUUGUUUCAUGAAAACUUAUUUGUACAUAACUCUGAUAACUAUGUUUUUUGAUGAGAUAUUCAUUAAAAUUUUCCACUAAACU